Messenger RNA from Colletotrichum scovillei, 2232 nucleotides. RefSeq lists its product as uncharacterized. Gene Ontology annotation, cellular component: fungal-type vacuole. Bases 689 to 1783 code for a protein of 364 amino acids. The transcript has a single exon. Lineage: Eukaryota; Fungi; Ascomycota; Sordariomycetes; Glomerellales; Glomerellaceae. The record is from RefSeq and is a predicted model, not a curated record.
AAAUGCGCCGCGCCACAGCCCAGGCCCCAAGGGCAGGGACGAGAACCGCCCAGUCCGCUAACACGAAAUGGAUGCUGUAGACUGUCGCCUGUUGUGCUUGCUCUCAGCAGGUUCCUCCAGAGCAAGCAAAGACCCUUCCUCCUUUUUUCCCCAGGCCCGUUCCCUGCUGACCAGGGGCCCGCCUUCGCCAUCCAUUCCCUUUCUCUUCCCCAUCACGCACCCUCAUCCCUCCCGUCCCUCUCCUGCUCCCUCCAACCCUUCCUCCCUGACUGACUCCCUCACGACAAACUUUGGAAGCCGCCCACCCAGCAAACGAUCAGCCGGCACCAGCAAUGUUCUAGCCAGCGGGACCUUUCCUUCUUUCAUAUUGCUUCGCCUUUCCGGUCUGCAUACGCAACUGCCUCGAUACUUUCGUUCGAUUCUCCCGAAUUCAUCGCUUCCAGCCUGGGCCAGCUGAACGAACCGAACCGCCCCAUCCGGAAGGACACCACAACGACGACUCAGCCCCGUUCUCUGCCCACGGGUAUCGACACAAUCGCCGUCAUUGACUUUCUUUCAUCGAUUCGACAACCGAACAGCAUAGAGUGUCCAGACCAGAAGUGACCGACGACUGCAUCACCUUGACUUUGGAGCAUCGCAUCCCACCGUAAACACCGGACCCCCUCGGACGUAACUGAAUCGACCGACCAUGGUUUCGUCACGUCAUUCGCUGAAGCGCUCGCUUCUCCUGUCCACCUUUGCCGCCUUGUCCCUAUUCUCUGCCACGGGUCUUGCGCAAGACAGUAGCAGUGGAGGAAAUGCCCAGACCAGUGCUUCGCAGGCAGCUUCGACAGACGAUGCCAACACCUCGGCUGCGCAGCCUUCGCGCACCAACGCGGCAACCGCCGUCAUCACCAACACCGGCGCCGUUGCCACAACGGAAGCGAGCAUCAGUGCUCCUAGGAUCACCGGCACCUCCGAUUCCACUGGCGAUGUCCUCACGGGUCUGCCGUCCCUUACAAACCAGCCUAUUGUGACGACAUACCCGCCGGCCAGUGUACCUCCCACCAACAACGCUCCUUAUAUGCACCGCUCGAGCGCUCCUCAAGGAACCGUCUUCAUUGCCGUGGGCUCCAUUCUUGGUGCCUUUGGCCUCGGUAUUCUGAUCUGGCGCGGCAUCAUCGCUUGCCUGCUGCACCGCUCCGUCGCCCGCGCCGCCAAUGCCCAGUAUGUCGCCAACGACAAGCAGAGCUUCCCUGCCCCUCCAGCGCAAUUCUACAAGUAUACCGACCGCGAAUCCACUCCUUCUCUUGUUCCCAAUGGAGGACGUGGUGUGCGUAGAACGCAGCGCGGCCCCAUCCCCUCUGCGACGCCGAGCCAGUCGAACCUCUUCUUCUCGCCUACCGCAGCUGGCGGCGGCAAUAGCAACAACAAUAACAACAACUCGGCCACCAACCGCGACUCUCGUUUCCUUCCUUCUGGAUUCUACGCCGCUGCCACCUCGUCUCCCAGUCCUGCCCACGGUCAUUCAAUAAGUUUGACGAACCUCCGCCCUGAAUCACGAGGCCAGUAUGGAAGCCGCAACAACUUGAGGGAAUCUACGCCUCCGGAAUCCCCUUCGUACGGCGCAAGGCGUGACUUCAGCACCAGCUCGGUCAACUUGUCUGCGGCGCCCGGGAACGGACAAAGAGCUCCCAGUGCUUACCUUGAGGAUCUGUUAGACGAGAACCCCAAUGCCUUCCCGCCAAGCCAGAUGCGCCCCGGAUCUCGAAAUGCUAACAACUCUCCCGGUGGUCGGUUCUAAAGAGAGGGGUUGCUUUCCGUUUGGUUUCAUUGCAUCUAUGCAUCAAAAACAGUUUCAUUACGUCAUGAAAAAAAUGGCGAGACGUCACGGCUUGGGGUUUUUUGAAUGGUACAUUCAUGGCGUUUAGGGGUAUCAUCAAGUUGCAUCACUGGUUUGGAAUACUGUUUUUAAUCAUCAUCCAGUGAGGCCGGGCACUUUUCUCGGUCCCGGCCUUUCAGCAAGUUUGAGAUGGGAGCGCGGGUCAAAAGGCAAAGCCGGCUCCCUUCCCAACAGGGCUGCCGCGCAUGGGUGGUUGUCUAGUUGUAUUUUGGCCCUGUACACCACGGCAGGCGUGACGGAGCAUUAGACUGGGAGUCUUGGUGACGACGAUCCGCCGGUGGCAUUCUGUCUUCGCUUCUCAUCGCUCGCUGGUAUAUAUUCUUUCAAUGAGCAGAACUAUUCGAAAAAAA